Messenger RNA from Spizellomyces punctatus DAOM BR117, 1201 nucleotides. RefSeq lists its product as uncharacterized. Lineage: Eukaryota; Fungi; Chytridiomycota; Chytridiomycetes; Spizellomycetales; Spizellomycetaceae. The record is from RefSeq and is a predicted model, not a curated record. The transcript has a single exon. The coding region runs from base 84 to 992 and encodes 302 amino acids.
GUACGGCUUACCCCCUCACCCUUUCAGGAAUCCAAAAGCAGGACCGGGCUGGUAAUCAUUAGUUUGUGCAAGUAAAGCCUACCAUGCUUAGCCCGAUACAACAACGAGAACAGGGUAUCUUUUUGACGGGAAUGGGACUGGCGUUCACCGUAGCGGCGAUAAUAACCUGGACAAGAAGGGUUAGCAAGAACAAAAAGGCAAUCAUCCAACUCUUCCCGCUGUUGUUAUCGUUCACAGUGCAAAUAUUGAUGUGCAGCAACGCCGUUGACCUCCUCGAAACGAAAAUCUCAAAGAAAACGAUGGUUACGGCCUUUCUAUCGAGUAACUGCAAUGACCUUUUGCAAUACUGUUUUACGUACUUUACGGCAAUCCGCUUGCUUUCCCUCAUCCCCCCGCCGCAAGUACGCAAUAUACUGUUCGUCAAAUUGUACUGUGCGGCAAUCGUUGCGCUCUAUUUUAUCGACCAUGUGGCCAGUUUCGUCGCUCUCGGAAAAUCCGACAUGGACUUGAUAAAGUUCCUGUAUAGUUGGGAAUUCAACAAGCUCGGCAAACUCUCCACCCUAAUCGGCUUACUGAUGUACCUCGUCAUGGUAUUCAGUGUAGAUCUAUGGUUGAUCAUCAAGAUCAGAAACUGUCAGAAAGCGAUCCACAGCAACGUAAAAAUCAGGUCCGGCCAUACACAAUCCCUCAUCAUCCUCCUAAGUUUGGCAGUCAAAGUUGCCGAAUCCGUGUACAAGCUCCACAGCGUCAUCGAAUCAUAUACCGGAAUGGACUCUUACAUGAGAAGUCUAAACGCGGCGGUCGAGAUUUGGUCCGUCACCGAGCUCGGUAUAACAGUCGAAGAAAUCUUGAAUAGCGGCAAAACCAACAGUCUCAGUAAAGGAAAUGAAACCCAUGAGCAAUUCAGCAUUCAAAAACAGAAUUCUGUCAAGAGGCUACCUGGUAGCACGGCUGUACUCCCAUCAGUGGUGUCAAAGGAAGGAGUUUGUUAGUGAUAUUCGACACUUGAGAGGUUUUGUAAACAAAGAACGUGGAGGCACCGGACUGAUAGUGGACCUUAGGAAGAUACCCCCUUAAACAGACCCAACAUGUACUAGACUAUGUAGCAAUAGAAGUAUUACGCUGGUAUGGAAGGAAUAUCCAGCUUGUUACCAUUAACAAAACAUAAUACUACUGCCUUUAUGGCAAAUAACGCAAUGUA